This is a messenger RNA of Schizosaccharomyces japonicus yFS275, 675 nucleotides long. RefSeq names its product phospholipase. The record is from RefSeq and is a predicted model, not a curated record. The transcript has 5 exons. Gene Ontology annotation, biological process: macromolecule depalmitoylation. Bases 1 to 675 code for a protein of 224 amino acids. Gene Ontology annotation, molecular function: hydrolase activity; palmitoyl-(protein) hydrolase activity. Lineage: Eukaryota; Fungi; Ascomycota; Schizosaccharomycetes; Schizosaccharomycetales; Schizosaccharomycetaceae.
AUGGCUUCCAAACUUUCUUCUGUGAUAAUCCCCUCAGUGCAAAAGCACACGGCUACUGUUAUUUUUCUCCAUGGGCUCGGCGACAGUGGACAGGGAUGGUCCUUUUUGGCUCAAGAAUGGUCCCAUUUGAAACACAUUAAAUGGAUCUUCCCCAAUGCCCCACUUGCCCCCGUUACGGUAAAUGGAGGAAUGUGCAUGCCUUCUUGGUAUGACAUUUAUUCCUUUACUGCACUGGAUAAGGAAGACGAGGAAGGAAUGAUGCGCUCUCGUAAUUACGUUCAAGGACUUAUUGAGGCUGAAAUGAAGGAUGGCAUUCCGAGCGAGCGUAUACUGCUGGGUGGAUUCUCCCAAGGCUGUAUGAUUUCGUUCCUUGCUGGAUUGACUUUUCCUAAAACAUUGGCCGGUCUUGCUUGUCUUUCGGGCUUUUUGCCAAUUCCAGAGACGCUGAAACGUUUAUUCAGAGACGAAGCAAAGAAGACUCCUAUAUUCCUUGCCUACCAGUCCUAUGACCCUGUAAUUCCCUCUGCUCUCAGUGCCGCAGCCGCGAAGACUCUUGACUCUUCCUUUGGCUGUAACGUUUCCAGCAAAUGCUAUGAUGGUUUUGAGCAUGGUUUAACCCCACUUUCCUUCAAAGACCUCGGAACGUUUGUCGAAACCGUAAUCGGUAAACCUUAA